Cynara cardunculus var. scolymus (artichoke) is the source of this 1043-nucleotide messenger RNA. Its product is annotated as triosephosphate isomerase, cytosolic. Gene Ontology annotation, molecular function: triose-phosphate isomerase activity. Gene Ontology annotation, biological process: gluconeogenesis; glycerol catabolic process; glycolytic process. NCBI's taxonomy places the organism in Eukaryota, Viridiplantae, Streptophyta, Magnoliopsida, Asterales, Asteraceae. The coding region runs from base 80 to 841 and encodes 253 amino acids. Gene Ontology annotation, cellular component: cytosol. The transcript is spliced from 9 exons. The record is from RefSeq and is a predicted model, not a curated record.
GGUCUUGGACUUUACCUAACCCCAUCGGAGAUUUCAAUUUCUCUUUCUUUUUCUCCAAGUCUGUGUUUUCUGAUCGGAAAUGGGCCGGAAGUUUUUCGUCGGCGGUAACUGGAAAUGCAAUGGAACCUCCGAGGAUGUGAAAAAGAUCGUGGCAACGCUUAAUGCUGGUCAACUGCCAUCCACUGACGUUGUUGAGGUAGUGGUGAGCCCUCCAUUUGUGUUUCUUACCUCUGUUAAGAGUGAAUUGAGGCCUGAAAUCCAAGUUGCGGCCCAAAAUUGUUGGGUCAAGAAAGGUGGUGCAUUCACCGGUGAAGUUAGUGCUGAGAUGCUCGCCAAUUUGUGCAUCCCUUGGGUCAUCCUAGGUCAUUCUGAAAGGAGAGCCUUAUUAAAUGAAACAAAUGAGUUUGUUGGAGACAAAGUUGCAUAUGCACUUUCUCAAGGUCUAAAGGUGAUUGCUUGUGUUGGGGAGACUCUUGAGCAACGAGAAGCUGGAACCACCAUGGAAGUUGUUGCUGCACAAACCAAGGCAAUUGCUGAUAAGAUCUCAAGUUGGGAUAAUGUUGUUUUGGCUUAUGAGCCAGUUUGGGCUAUUGGAACUGGAAAGGUUGCAUCUCCAGCUCAGGCUCAAGAAGUACACGCAGGACUGAGGAAAUGGUUUCAGGAAAACAUCAGCGCAGAUGUUGCUGCUACAACCAGGAUUAUAUAUGGAGGAUCCGUGAGUGGUUCGAAUUGCAAGGAAUUGGCAGGGCAAACAGAUGUUGAUGGUUUCUUAGUUGGUGGAGCAUCCCUCAAGCCGGAAUUCAUUGACAUCAUCAAGGCUGCUGAAGUGAAGAAGGCUUAAGUUUUUGUAUGUUUUAGCGAGGUCGUCCGCUAGCGUUUUUUUAAAAUUGUAUUUCAUGUAUUAAAUAAGCAUGACAAAUCUUGGUGAUCUAAAUGCUACAAGGUGAUACCCUUGUUUUUUUUUGGUCAAUAACUAAGCACUUGUAUUUUUGUGAAAAGCAUGAUGAACACCCACAAGUGGGUAUGAUUGAGUUGUUCUUUGG